AUGUUGACUCAAAUCACUUCACUCAUUUGUUUAGGAUCAUUGGUGGCCGCUGCACCAUCCGUCCAACCUAUCAAGAGGGACUCCGGCACUUAUGCGAACUGUAGAUCUUUCUACGCUGAUGUGUAUGCAGAGACGGACCAGAACGUAGAUCUGAAGAGUGUCAUUGGUGGUCCCCCAGCUAAUCAACAAGUGCUCGUGGAAUCUUCCAUUCAGACGUUCGCAGCUGGUUCAACCGCGAUGCAACAAAUCAUGAACGCCAACAAGAUCCCUGUCAAUGGUACAUACAAUAUGUGGUUCGAAUAUUGUGAACCCAAGAACAACAAUGGGAAUAUAUCGGGUAUCUUCCAGACUCAUCACGGUCUGGUGGGUAAUGCGGGAUAUUGGAACGUACAAUUAGAUAAUUCUCCUAACAAUUCCUUCGCUGAAAGUGCAGCUGAAGCAGGCUGGGCAACUUUAUCCUACGAUAGAUUGGGUGUGGGAAGAUCAGCUAAGCCUGAUGGUACAAAUAUCGUUCAAAUAACCUAUGAGAUAGCUCAAUCGAUCUCUAUCGCUCAAGCAUUACGAGCAGGCAAUUUGAGCGAUGUAGGUAAAUUCGAUAAGAUCGUCGGUGUUGGUCAUUCAUACGGAUCCAACCUUCUUACUGGAGUAGCUUCCGUCGGUCCUCAAGCAUUCGACGCAUUGGUCUUAACGGGUUUCACUAACAAUGCUACUCAAGGACCACUCGGUCUCGCAGCUUUCCAAUCUACCAUCGCCUCUGUAGCUUAUCCAUCAAGAUUCGCAAGUGAUGCGAAUGACUAUGUGAUCACUCCCAGUGUCUCGGUAGACCAGACGGGUUUCUUCCAUUAUCCAAACUAUACUAAUGGAUCUUUGGAUUUCUUUACGAAUAAUAAAGGGGAAUAUACAUUGGGUCAACAGAACUCCAUCGCUGCUCCACUCCAGUUGAAAAACAACUACACGUCUCCUGUAUUUGUGGUGACGGGUCAAUAUGACGCUCCCUAUUGCGCCGCGAAUUGCUAUGUUACUUCCAGCUCCAACUCCAACUCCACCACUUCUGCUGCUGGUAAUGGUACUGCUACCUCAACUCAACCCUCCCAAUUGGAUACUGCUAAGGAGUUGUACCCUUCGACCAGUACCUUCCAGACCUACGUAGUACCCGAUACAGCUCAUGGGAUCAACUAUCACACGACCGCUUAUCAGGCUUAUCAGAGAAUCAUCGAGUUUGUCAAAAGUGCCAACGUAUAA
This is a messenger RNA of Kwoniella botswanensis, 1242 nucleotides long. RefSeq lists its product as uncharacterized. The coding region runs from base 1 to 1242 and encodes 413 amino acids. The record is from RefSeq and is a predicted model, not a curated record. The transcript has 5 exons. Lineage: Eukaryota; Fungi; Basidiomycota; Tremellomycetes; Tremellales; Cryptococcaceae.